GCCCAUGUGAGAUGCCUCCUCCCAAUCACAGACCAUCCUUCCCUGGUCCUGAAGGUUCAAAGAUUUGCUGCAGGGUAAAAAAGCACCUCAGGCUAGCUUGGCUUGCAGAGUGGGCCAGCAUUGCUCCGGGAAGAAGAGGAGGAGGAGAGGGCACCCUUGGGGGAAAUCCUGAAGAUGGCCAAAGACGAGUCCACCAUUCAUUGCUUCCAGGGCCUCCUGAUUUUUGGAAAUGUGAUUAUUGGUAUGUGCGGCAUCGCCCUGACUGCAGAGUGCAUCUUCUUUGUAUCGGACCAGCAUAGCCUCUACCCACUGCUUGAAGCCACCAACAAUGACGACAUCUACGGGGCAGCCUGGAUCGGCAUGUUUGUCGGCAUCUGUCUCUUCUGCCUGUCUGUUCUAGGCAUCGUAGGCAUCAUGAAGUCCAGCAGGAAACUCCUUCUGGCAUAUUUCAUCCUGAUGUUUAUUGUGUAUGGCUUUGAAGUGGCAUCUUGUAUCACAGCAGCAACACAGAGAGACUUUUUCACACCCAACCUCUUCCUGAAGCAGAUGCUGGAGAGGUACCAAAACAACAGCCCCCCAAACAAUGAUGACCAGUGGAAAAACAAUGGAGUCACCAAAACUUGGGACAGACUUAUGCUCCAGGACAGAUGCUGCGGUGUGAACGGUCCAUCAGACUGGCAGAAAUAUACGUCUGCCUUCCGGACUGAGAAUAACGAUGCUGACUAUCCCUGGCCUCGUCAGUGCUGUGUUAUGAACAAGCUGAAAGAACCUCUCAACGUGGAGGCCUGCAAACUAGGAGUGCCUGGUUAUUACCACAGUCAGGGCUGCUAUGAACUGAUCUCUGGACCAAUGAACCGGCACGCCUGGGGGGUUGCCUGGUUUGGAUUUGCCAUUCUCUGCUGGACUUUUUGGGUUCUCCUGGGUACCAUGUUCUACUGGAGCAGAAUUGAAUAUUAAAAGACAGUGUCCGCCUUCCCCCAGUGACUCUGGAUCUGGUGCUGGAACUGCUCUCUCCCGACACUCCACGUGUGUGCCCCCUGGGCACAUGUCCUCACUCAAGUUGCCACAUCAGUUGGUAUGGAGCUCCUUCAGGCUCUCGGACUCCUGAAAUUCUCAGCACUGUGUUUUUACCCUGGUCUAGGAUUCUACAAUAUUUUAUUGUUUGUUGGAGUGGGAGACUUUGGAAAAGAGGCAAUAACUACUCCCAUUCCUGUUCACUUUUAAUUUGGGGGCAUAGAAACAUUCACAGGAGCCUGUGUUAUCACAGCCAACCAAGUCUAUUUGUACACCAAAUCUGCCUGUAUUUCCCACUACUUUUGAAAUGACGCUUUCAAAGGCUUUCAUUCAUCUCCAUUUGUGAAAGAACCAAGGAAAGGUGCCUUUUUUUUCUAUGUACCUUUUGCCUUUUGUUCUACGGUAGCUCCCAUAUAUGGACACUCAGGCAAUUCUUUUAAUGCCACUUUGGGAUCCUUUUACUCUCCAGGACAGUGCCCAAUCUUCAGUUAACAAUGCCCAGUGCCCUCUUGGACAUUGUAGACUGUAUGUGUUUAGUAACCUCAGCCUCCCAUUAAUUAAAAGUUUUGGGCUUUUUGGGACAAAGUAGAGGCCUUUUACAUGUAUUUACCAUUCUCAAAUGGAAACACCUUUCAAAUAGAGGAGAGGCAAGCCAGCUACUAGAUAGGUGAUUUAUGGUGAUUUUUGUUUACUGUCAAAAGGUUUCUCUUUUGAACCAUGUUUUCAUUUGUGGCCCUGAAGAAAGUUCAUAUAACUCAGCAUCUGUCUUAUAAAUAAAGAGGGCCUUUAAUAUA
Phyllostomus hastatus (greater spear-nosed bat) is the source of this 1808-nucleotide messenger RNA. It is a transcript of the gene UPK1B, whose product is annotated as uroplakin 1B. NCBI's taxonomy places the organism in Eukaryota, Metazoa, Chordata, Mammalia, Chiroptera, Phyllostomidae. The record is from RefSeq and is a predicted model, not a curated record. Bases 175 to 957 code for a protein of 260 amino acids. Gene Ontology annotation, cellular component: membrane. The transcript has 8 exons.